AUGCCAGAACAAGCAGUUGCUGUUGCUGGAGGUGUUAUAGGAGGGAUCCUUUUAUUUGUUCUCAUGGGAAUAACUGCAUACCUGCUCCGGAAGAAAUUUUGCUGCCUCCUUCCUUACGAAAAGUUCACCAGCCCUGUCAAAACAACAAAUGUAAAUGCCAUUUUUCAGGACCAGACAACUUCUGAAAUUCAACUAAAAAGCACAAGAUCCAGAAGCGUUCCAUUCAUCAUUCCACCAACACUGCAUGGGCGAGACUGGAUUAACCUGACUAACGAAGAACACGUUCAGGAAGACAGUGACCCCCACAUGAUUCCUCAGUCUGGGCCACGGUCAUCAUUUCAUUCUUUGGCUGGAGCUUACGUUGUAGGGACCAUUAACCCUGAGCUGUACAAGUUUCCUGAAGACAGAAGUGAGACGGAUUUUCCUGAAGGCAACAUUGGGCGCCUCUGGUUCUCCAUAGAAUAUGAGCAAGAGUCAGAAAGGCUCCUCGUCUCCUUGAUCAAAGUCAGAAAGCUGCAGCCUCCUGCUGAGUCCUGCUGUCUGUUUGUGAAAAUCUACUUGCUGCCUGAUGAGAGAAGCUACUUGCAGUCCAAAACAAAACACAAAACCCUUAACCCACAGUUUGAUGAAAACUUUGUUUUUCAGGUUUCCAGUAAAAUGUUGCUCCAAAGGACUCUGAAAUUUUUGGUUUAUCAUGUUGAUAAACAGAAAAAGCAUCAUCUCCUAGGUCAAGUUAUCUUCCCACUGAAAAAUGAAACAUUAAUGGAUGACAACAAACUAAUCAUAUGGAGAGAUCUGGAGAAAGAAAACUUGGAGCCUCCCUCAGAGUACGGGGAUAUCCAGUUCUCCCUCAGCUACAACGACUGCCUGGGUCGUCUCACUGUAGUGGUUCUGAGGGCCAGAGGAUUAAAGCUCCAGGAGGAGAGCCAUGCUGUCAGUGUCUAUGUCAAGGUCUCACUGAUGAACCAUAAUCAAUUCAUCAAAAGUAAAAAGACAGCAGCUGUUCUGGGAUCUCCCAACCCAGUGUAUAAUGAAACCUUCAGUUUCAAGGCAGAUCAGAUGGAGCUGGAUACAGCAAGCCUGAGCCUAUCUGUGCUCCAGAGUAUCAAUGGAGAAAAAACACAGCUACUAGGACGUGUGGUAGUUGGGCCUUUCAUGUACACCCGCGGCAAAGAACUGGAACACUGGAACGAAAUGAUCAGCAAGCCUAAGGAGUUGGUCAAACAAUGGCAUGCUCUCUGCCACAGCACAUAA
Molecule: messenger RNA, 1254 nt
Organism: Eurypyga helias (sunbittern)
Lineage: Eukaryota; Metazoa; Chordata; Aves; Eurypygiformes; Eurypygidae
Product: synaptotagmin-15-like
Exons: 8
Coding region: 1-1254 (417 amino acids)
Biological process (GO): cellular response to calcium ion; calcium-ion regulated exocytosis; regulation of dopamine secretion
Molecular function (GO): calcium ion binding; calcium-dependent phospholipid binding; syntaxin binding
Source: RefSeq, a predicted model, not a curated record